AAACGGGUGAUCAAAUCUAUAGUGGGCGAAGACAGGUGAAAACACAACAACACAAAAUCUGAAAUACAAUGAAUGCUUAAUAAGCCGGGAUUACUUAAAAAAUAUUCGGUUGCCGUCGAAACGAAAAAUAUGUAUUUAACCAACUGUCCGUCUUGCUCGUAGCAAUGAGAUGGUUAACACAGGGCCGGCCCGUCGGCCUAAAUUCAAGUCAUCUUUCCUUGGCUUUUUAAUCGUUAUCUGGCUCGUAUCUUAUACAACAGGAUCGAAAAGUUUCAAAAGGAAACGUGAAAAGAUUUAUACCAAUGGCUGGGCGGUAAAAGUGAAAGGAGGAUUUAAAAAUGCAAAAAUUGUGGCGAAACGACAUGGUUUUGCGAAAGUCGAAAAGGUCUGGCCUAUUAUUUAACCUUAUAUUAUUGCUUUGAAAUGGCAUUGUCAGACUUUAUUUAAACAAGAGGUCACUAAAACGUAUCUAACUACAAUAAACUAGUACCGGGAUAGUUUAAAACGGUAUCUAGUUUUCAAAACGAUUGUGAAACGAUAUUAUAUAGGGCACGAAUUACAGAAUAUAAGUUACGAACAAAGAUUAAAACGUGAAAAUUUUAAAGGUGUAGCCGCCAUGGGCUCUAAUUUAGCAGGUACCCGUCAAGGAGUGCAUGCGAUCCUAUUAUAAUGAAUGGAAAUCUUCAAUAUAAUUUUCUUAUAAUUACCUGACUGUUGUUUAUGAUAUUCGACAGUAGUCGGGAAAUUAUAUUAUUCUCUGGGUUCUUUAGUCUGUAACGGUUAUCCCGGGGCCAUACAGAAUCUGACCGAUGCGACAAAAAUUUACUGGCACAGUCGUUGAGUAGUAAAUUUGACUCUUGCGACUGGGGUUUGACGCGUCUUCACUUUAUCGUCUUCUUGCAAUAUACACUUGUGUGAUUAUAAUUUCGCGUCAGUCGCACGGAAGAAAACUGUUCAGUUCCAGUUUGACUCUACCAAACACUUUGGGUUUUGUCGGAUCCGGGUUCGGAUCACUGUGCCGUAAUUUUCAUCCGUGAUAACAUUGGGCCAUAAAGACCGGAUGAUGAUGACAAUUAAACUGAAUCCUCUCGGGAGAAUUGUUUAGAACUGAUAGAACUAUAUCCAUUAGGAUGUCAAAUUAAGAAAAGCUCCCAGGUUCUCGUCAGAUUCUUUUUUAAAAAGUAAAUGAGCCGCGAAGUUUUUUAUAUCUUUUUGCGCAAACAAAUGCCAAACAUUUUUAUUGAUAAAGACAAUUACAUAGACAGUUGAAAAGUGAACAGAAUUAACAUGUUGCACGAAUAUUUAGGAUCCUUCCUCAGCCAGUUCUUGGUUCAGAGCGGCGGGAAGAAAACAUGUGUGUUUAACAGCAAUAUUUAACAAUAUAUAAAGUUAGUUUAGCUUUAUUUUCUUCAAAUACACAUGCUUCUCAUUACAAAGUCCAGUGCGUAUCUUCGAGCAUUUUCAUUUUGGCGACUUCGACAUUAAAAGUGAGGCUUCGGUGGCUUCGCUACGGAUUCAUGCAUGACACUUUUGUGAAAAGAGUCAGUCAACGCUCCACCGAAAGUCGUGGGUUUUCUCAGGGUACUCCGGUUUCCUCCCACAGGGAAUGUUGACAGGGUUGGUUGGGAUUAUCCCCCUAACUGACCCUACCACCGUAGUUGUGCCCCGUGAUCAGACAUGAGUCAUAAGGUGGCUGCCAUAGGCGCCAUUAGAAAGCCUUCGACUCGAUCAGGUUGAGCUGCGUCCCUCGUAAUUCAGCUUAGCUACACCCCACUUACUUACUUACUUACCUAUUAACUGGCCACUUAUUUCUUCAACAGAUUGGCACACUGGAAGAUUAUUACCAUUUUGAGCAUCCAACACAUCCCACUCGGUCAAGACGCAGUGCUGUCGAGAUGACGGACUUACUUCAUACUCACCCAAAUGUAAGUCAACUACUAACUCUUCUGGCAAAGUGCUAAAGGCUCCGUAUUUAUGAGACAAAGUCGGACAGGAAAGAUUUUGUUUCGAUCAUAAUGUUGCCUCUACUACUCUAGCCGGUGUUUACGUGAGACUGGUUUGAAAAAAUAUUUAAUACACGGCUUUCCAACAUCUAGGUUGAAUGGGCAGAACAGCAACACGAAAAACUCCGCGUAAAACGAGGCGCUUAUCAUGAUGCAAUGGUCAAACGUCAUACUCAAGUGAAGUUUAGGGAUCCGCUAUGGAGCUAUCAAUGGUAUUUGGUAAGUGUUAAGUCGUUACUCCGUGUUCUUUUCCCUGUUUAUAACUUUAGCCUCAGCUGUAACAUCUACGGUGUUUGAUAAGCUGGAAGAAAUCUUCAUAGAUUUGGUCGAUGUACUCCAGUUUGAGACUGAUAGAGCCUCGGAUAGAGCUAUCCCGUGGAAUGGCUUUCACUGAACUUCUAGGGAAAAUAGUUUAUAGAGUCUGAGAGAGCUGUAGAUAUCAUGUAUAAAAGAUAAACUUAUUAUAGAAUAGGUUGCCAUUUGCUUCCUUUUUACACUGGACCAAAGAAGAUUCCCCCCUUGUACUGCACAGUUCCUAAAGGGGAGGGUGUGCUUAUUAUCCUUACUUGCAGCUGAGAGCUAAGCUCAAUUGCGAAGGACACAGCUCAACGUGAUCGAGUGGAUAUCUGAUCACGGAGCACAGCUACGAUGGAAGGGUUAGUUUAGGGCUAAUCUCAGCUUAGGGGCUAAUCCCAACCAACUCUGUCAACAUUCCCUGGAGAAAACCGGCGUUCUCGGAGAAAACCCACGAUUUUCGGCAAAGCGUUGACUGACUUAUUUCACAUGGAUAUCAUGACGUCUCGAACCCACGAUAUCAGAGGUGAAAGACUUUAAUUUAAAGAUACAUUAUUUUACACUAGGACGAUUCACGCAAAGGCUAUGACAUGGAUGUUCACGUCAUGUCUGUAUGGAAACAAGGCAUCACUGGAAAAGGAGUUGUUGUGACGAUUCUUGAUGACGGUAGGUUACCUGGGGCGCAAUAGCAACCAAACGAUCACCAAUGGUUAUAAUAUUGCCACUUUAAUUAAUAAACUGUUGAUCACAGUAAUCCUAUUUUAAAAUUUUCAUUUUCAAAGGUGUUGAGCAUAACCACACGGAUAUAAUGCGGAAUUACGUGAGUACAUCACAUAAGAUUUUGGUGGCAGCUUUGACUUUACAAAAUUUAAACAGCCUAUGCAUGAUAGACGUGAAAUAAUUUAAACUUAAUUCGCUUUUUGCAUUAUGUAGGACCCCGCUGCAAGCUGGGAUGUAAACGGAGGUGAUCCAGAUCCAUUCCCAAGAUAUGAUUCGACGAAUGAAAACAAGUAAGGAGUUUAUGCUUUCAUUCAGUGUUGUAUAACGAAUCGAGUCAUUGACUCGGACUCGAGUCGCAAUGUUCUUCGACUCGAGUCGAAUACGAAAAAUGACUCGACUCAACUCGAGUCAAAAGCCGCAAAUGACUCGACUCGGACUCGACUUGUUGAUUUCUGCCGUAAAUGACUCGAGUCAACUCAGCUACAACUUGUUCAGGAUAAAUUCAUAAAAAAUAUUGUAGUUGAAUAGGUUGGGAAGAGUCCUGAAAGGGCUUGAAGAAAUAAAAAGUAAUUCUCGAUGCAGAUCAGUGGAAUGAAUAUAAUUGGAACGCUACUUCCAACCGGAAAUUUGAAGCCAACUUGAAGGCCAGUCCCAGUCCUUUCACGCGCAUGUGAAGACCGCUUAAUCAGUGAAUCAUGAUAUAAACACGCGUGUCUUAACCCCCAGAUUUGACUCCAAGAAAAAGAUAGGUAGUUUAUCUGAAGGUAGCGUUCCAGAUGAUGCAGAUAGGCAUGUUUCCAUUGUAGGGAAAUUUCUAAGGCAUUUUUGUUCACCUUUUUGUUCACCAUACAAUUCGUGUAGCCACUGACUCGAGUCGACCAGAUAGUGAAAUGACUCGACUCGACCUUUGGGUGAAGCAUAGACUAGCUUUUUAAACUGAAGCAAGCGCCAAGUAAAGCUUGAAAUCUGUCAGUAGUUUCCAUAUUGUAUUUUUUCGGAUUUAUCUUAUUUUAUUUCACUUCUACAGACAUGGAACGCGAUGCGCGGGCGAGGUGGCAGGUCAAGCCAACAAUCACAAAUGUGGGGUCGGCGUAGCUUAUAACGCUCGCAUUGGAGGUAAGGAUUGCUUCAUGUUUCAACGUCCUUGAAGUUUGACUCCAAGCAUGGCAACGGUAAUUAUACAUUUAGAUCUAAUUUUCUUCUUAUACGUUACAUUUCUAGGUGUGAGGAUGUUGGAUGGUCGAGUGACAGAUAAAGUUGAGGCUGAAUCACUGAGUCUCAAUCCUCAAUACAUUGAUAUAUACAGCGCGAGCUGGGGGCCUAGCGAUGACGGGACGACAGUUGAAGGUCCGGGAACCUUAGCGACGGCUGCUUUUUUGAACGGAAUUAAAAAGGUAGGUCACAGCUUAAAUAUGCAACAGAUGGUACUGAGUCAACCGGCACGGAGUUAUCACGGUGAGAAAAUGAUGAUACGAACUGAUUGUAGUUGCAAGUCCUGUAUUUGGUGGUAAGAGUUAAAUAAACAGCGCACAAAAAAGCCAGUUCCUCCCUAAAUAUAUCAGCAUAAGUUCUAAACAAAUAAGUCCCUGAUAAACACACCCAGCACUAAUUAGACUUAUGGUAGUUCGUUUGAUGCUGUGUGAAGAAUAGGGUCACUCAUGCUUGAAAGAAUGACUUAACCUUCACAUCCAUUCCUCCUGCAACAAUUGAACCUGUCGUCCCUGUACGUUUGAUAUUUGGAUUUUUAGGGUCGAGAUGGAAAGGGUUCAAUCUUCGUUUGGGCAUCAGGCAACGGCGGUCGUCAUGACGACAGCUGUAACUGCGACGGAUACACCAACAGUAUAUACACACUGUCUAUCAGUUCGUCGUCGGAUCACGGGGAGUCACCGUGGUACUCCGAAGCAUGUUCGUCAACACUCGCUACGACUUUCAGCAGCGGAUCGAGAGGAGAGCAAAAAAUUGUAAGAAACCAAUGUUGCCGGGGUUUGUGUCUGCACUACCUGAAAAAGAAUGAAACCAUUUCGAGUUAGUUAGGAGGUUAUUUUGGCUACUUAUCUUCUGACGAUGAAAGUCUUUCCUCGAAAGUUAACGUAAAUGUCUUUAAUCUUUUCAGGGAGUUCAGACAUAAACCACGGCAGCUUAUUUUAGAAUGCUACAUGCAGUACAUACACUGGACCCCACGUUUGAGAAUUGAGAUAUCUUCCUCAGAUAGUUUGGACACAAACCACGGUAGUUUAUGUACAAUACUAUCUACACAACCACUGGACCGUAAAUCAUGCGAAUUUUUUCAUCAAAUGUCAUCAAGAUUACACGAUAUCAUUUUUUUACCAGGCAACCACAGAUCUUCAUAAUCAAUGCACGGAAAAACAUACGGGAACAUCUGCAUCAGCCCCCCUGGCCGCUGGAGUUAUUGCGCUGGCUUUAGAAGCAAAGUAAGUGGUUUACCAUGCAGGGAGGGUUGUGUCAGUUGCCUAUACUUUAGAGAUGAUAUACUAUAGGCUUCAUCGAUGAAGAACAGUAAUUUAGAACUGGUAGCGCAACCCAGUAAAAAUAAAGUUAACUUACAUAUGUUACCACACUUGCAACAUUGGACCAGGCAAUGAAGAAUGACUUUUACUGGACCUCUAAAGAGAACAGUUUAGAAUUGAUAGAUUUAUCCAUAUUUAUAUAAAUUUUAUACAUCGCAACUGCUCCUGGUUAGAUCUAAAUACAUGUAUAGAAUUAUAUAGGAAGAACAGUAUGGAACUGAUAGAUCUCUCCAGCGUAGUAGCAUUGGACCAAUGAAGCUAGAAUGACUUUUACUGGACAUUAGAGAUAACAGUCUAGAAUUGAUAGAACUCAAGACUCAAGUUAUGCGGGAUAAAUAAUGUUAGGUCAAUUUAGAACACUCAGUUUACCGAAAAUUAAGAGAUGGCCCUUACUGGACCCCUAGGAGGAACAGUUCGGAGCUGAUAGAGCUAUUCAGUGUAAAUAAAGUAAGUUUAGUUUAGGUUCCUUUAGGUUCCUUAAACCUAAACCAAACUUACUUUAUUUAUACUGAAUAGCUUUAUCAGCUCUAAACUGUUCUUCCUAGAGGUCCAGUAAAAGUCAUCUCUUAUUGAUCCAGUGUUACUUCAGAAGGAAACCUAAAUUACUAAACUUACUUUAUUUAUACUGAAUAGCUCUUUCAGCUCUAAACUGUUCCUCCUAGAGGUCCAGUAAGAGUCAUCUCUUAUUGAUUCAGUAUUUAGCACUGAACGGAACCCGGAGGUAGAACAGUUUAGAACCGAUAGAGCUAUCCAGUACAAAUAGAGUUUGUUUAGUUUCGGUUUCUCCUGUAGUAACACUGGAUCAACAAGAGAUUAUCCUUACUGGACCUCUAGGAGGAACAACUUAGAGCUGACAGAGCUAUCCAGUAUAAAUAAAGUAACACUGGAUCAAUAAGAGAUGACUCUUACUGGACCUCUAGGGAUAGAGCUACACUGGAAAAAAAUUUGAAAAUCCAUAGAAGGUCAUAGAAUGGAAAUUGUAUGGAUCUUUAUUGGAAAUAGAAUGGAUUUUGGUUAUCCAUAAUAAUUGUAUAUAGUAUUGAAAUAGUACGGAUAUACAAUGGAUUUAGUGGUGCAAUUGCAAACUUCAUGGUAUGGAUUUCACAUCCCCCCCCCCCAGUUCUAUCCAGUAUAAAUUAAUAUAAGUUUAGUAAUUUAGGUUUCCUUCUGAAGUUAACACUGGAUCAAUAAGAGAUGACUCUUACUGGACCUCUAGGAAGAACAGUUUAGAGCUGAUGGGGCUAUCCAGUUUACAUAAAAAUUGUUAAGGUUUCCACCUGGACUAAUAAAGAUGGGCAGAUGAUCCUUAUUAGAUCUCCAACCGUGGAGAAGAGUUCAAAAUUAAUAGAUAAAUCCACAAGUUCUUUUAGGAACAUUAAUCCCGUUGCAUUUUUCCCGCUUCAGUCCUAAUCUGACGUGGCGAGAUAUUCAACAUAUAGUGGUCUGGACAUCAAAAUGGCGUGCGCUGUCACAUGAUUCAGACUGGAACGUGAACGGACUUGGGCGACAUGUAAACCGGAAGUUUGGCUUCGGUCUCUUGGAUGCGCACGCUAUUGUGGCUCUGGCCAAGCUAAAGAAGAAAGUCCCGGAGAAAACAAUUUGUCAUGGGCAGAUCAAUCAGGAUCGAAAGUAAGUGAAGAAUAUACAGGGUGUGCAAAAGAUAGGUAAUUCAACUUUAGCACGCUCUUGUGCAAUCAAUAUUGAGUGCACAUAUCUAUUUUUUCCAUAUUACAACAAAUUGAGGUUCCACUAGUUGGAAAUUUCCGCGCGGAGCAGAAUUUCUCUUUGUCUUUUCUCAUUAGUUUCACCCGAGAAAUUACAAGACAAAGAAAAAUUCCACUCCGCGCAGAAAAUUCAGCCUAGUGGAAAACGGCCUUUAGCUUUUGAAUGACAAUUACGAACCGAUUAAAAAUUGCCGAUCAAAACCACAUUUUCCUCUUUUGUGCAUAAUUAAGCAGUACAAAGUGCAUUAAAAUGAAGCAAUUGCAUGCGAUAUAGAUAUCGAGUUUAUUGAUAAAAUGUUUGUACAAAACUAUGCAAAACUAUUGAAAAAAUUUCAUUUGGAUCUAAAAUUCAUGAAAUUCAAUUUCAAAAGCUGUAACAUUAGCAACAUAUGGGAUAAACUUAAAUAGUUGUUUAUAAAUGUGGUCAUUUGCUUGGCAAGACACAUUAGUGAUUAUUUUUACAUUGCCUUUUAUACACAAAAGUGGAAAAAUGUGAUUUUGACCGGUAAUUUUUAACCAGCUGGUAUUUGGUCAAUUGUGCUUGUGUCAUUCGAAUGCUAAAACCCUAAUUUUUAUUGAUAUGGAAAAAUUGAACCCGUGCUCUUAAUGUUGAGGUCACAAAAGCACACUAAAUUUGGAUUAUCUUUUAUUUUAUACACCCUGUAUAGAGCGUUUGCACAUGACGUCACAGUCGCCAUGUUGGUGUUCCAAUUCAAAAUCAUUUUAAUUGGACUCUUUUGUCUGGAACACCAACAUGGCCGCCAUGGCUUUUGUUGAGUUGGUCUCUGGCUUUUGUCGAGUUGGUCCCAAACGAUCUAUAGAAUUAAGGUUUACGACAGCAUGGAAUAGAAAAUGCUGAUACAAAGUUGCCUUUCUUGUGUUCUAUGCUGUGUGUAAACUGAAACAAUAGUAACUAGGCAUGUGAGUGAAUUAGUGCUUAGUUACCAUUGUUUUAUUCCAUUCUUUUGGUAAACUGGAACAAAGUAAGCAAACAAAAGUCAUGUAAUAAUGCCACGUCUCUCAUUCACUUUUAGACUGAUCAGACGUGAGAAAGGCCUGACGGUGAAGAUCAAAGCAAACGGUUGUCAAGGCAACCAAGACGAGCUACGCUAUCUAGAACACGUUCAACUCGUUUUAACAUUAGACUACACUAGGAGGGGAGACCUCGCAAUAGAUCUCACUUCACCGAUGGGAACAAAAUCACGAUUACUUUCCCCCCGGGGAGAAGAUCUCUCUGACGAAGGCUUUAUGAAAUGGCCGUUUAUGACGACACAUUCCUGGGGCGAAGAUCCGCGCGGGGCCUGGACUCUAGAGAUAAAUGACGAAGGAGACUCGCGCGCGAACCACGGCAUGUUAAGAGAAUGGGGACUAGUGUUACACGGCACUAAAGACAAACCACCCUACCAGCGGGUUAAACACCCGGAUAAACCACGCCCGACUAAAGCCGUGCCGAAACGCAAAACUAGUCACGUGACCGAGAAAGUCCCGGAUGGUCCAACAUAUACUUUUGGCCCGCCGCCAAAUUUGGAAACAAUAAAAUAUAAACCGUUAAAUGAACAUGCUAAGGUUCAAACCCAACCCAGACCAGUUCAAAAUGUAUACCGAGAACCAUUGCCAGUUUCUAGAACUAACAUACCACAGCAACCCGCAUGGACAAAUAACUACCCGCAAAACCCGCCCCCUCAGCCACAACCCAUCGCCUCGUACGAGACGGUACAAAGUCCCGCGUACAAUUAUCCCUCCCGGAGUUUCGGUACCUCGGACAUUAGUGCCCCGUAUUACGGGCAAAUGCAGCCAAGACUUGCGUACGAUCAAUGGAAUAGUAAUAAUGCGUACGGAAAUUAUCCUCCCAAAACAUACAAUACAUAUAAUUAUUUGAGAUCAAGACGAAAACGGAGAUCUCUGGAGUAAGUUUAGUAGUGUGCCAGGUUGUACAUUAUAAGAUGAAAUGUGUAAAAAAUAAAAUUCAAAAUUUGUUAAUGUUCUGUGCAGUUUUUUUCCUCACGAACAGAUUUGUUUACUG
Paramuricea clavata is the source of this 9292-nucleotide messenger RNA. Lineage: Eukaryota; Metazoa; Cnidaria; Anthozoa; Malacalcyonacea; Plexauridae. The record is from the annotation of a GenBank genome assembly.